This is a messenger RNA of Gamsiella multidivaricata, 1470 nucleotides long. RefSeq lists its product as uncharacterized. The transcript has 2 exons. NCBI's taxonomy places the organism in Eukaryota, Fungi, Mortierellomycota, Mortierellomycetes, Mortierellales, Mortierellaceae. The record is from RefSeq and is a predicted model, not a curated record. Bases 1 to 1470 code for a protein of 489 amino acids.
AUGGCAACUGAGACGGUCAUCUACGUGUCGCUGGCACUAGUGCUGUUGACCAGGAUAUAUGUCUUUAUCAGCCCGCCCGAAUUCCUCGAAGAGCAUAAGGACCAGCGAUACCACGAAUACCAUCUCUAUCGACAAUAUCAUCUUCACAAACAGUACGACAAGAAUGAUUCACAGCGCCGGUCAUUGCAAGAGGAUCAAGAUGACCCGGGUUCACUACUGCCUUCCGGCACAAGGCACCGGUCCGCAUCCGAGGGUUUCUCUGAUGUGAAUCCAUUGGAAGUGCUUCACCAUCCUUCGGACGAACUGAUCCUUCUGGGAAAAGAGACUGGUGCCCGUUCACUCCCACUGCGUGGACCCUCCGUAGACACCCUCUCAAGUCUAGAUCCUAUCGCUGUUCCAUUGACAUUAUCCAGUCCAUCAUCUACAACAUCACCAUAUUCACCACACGAGAGCGAGCGGAGCUUCUGGAGUCAGAUCCUUGGAUCCAGUGAAGCAGGUCCUGUACCCAACUACAUCUCACUCGACAUCUCCGAGAUUCACUAUAAUGGCUCUCUCGAAGAAUUUGACCAGGAUGCAGAGGUGCUUCAAUCAAUCCGCAAGCUGAAGGCCGGACUGAGGGAUAUGGCCAAGGAAUGCCCGACCAUGACCAUGAUCUGGGAGGCCGGACGGUGGUGCUGUCUUGAGGGACGCACGUUGUAUAUACUAAGGGCCUUGGAGUGGAAGGGUCAGGUUCGCGUACGUGUCUUGGUCGACAAGGAUCCGAUGACCCUGGCCGUGACAGAGGAUUACUGGAAAGCUGCGGGUUUGUCGACCGAUGCUGCGCCGCGGCUAAGCGACUACACAUUCUUUUCGACUUCAACUCCAUCUCCUCUUGCCCAGCCUAUCACGCCGCUUUCUCGGUCUUCUGAAUUGAAUGCGGGAGCAGCAAACACCUCUGACACAUCAGGAUCAGCUUUGGAUGGAGAGCAGAGUUUCAGAGACCUGAAUGGUGGUGCGCACGUUCAAAUGUCUGCUGCAGCCACAGAUGCCAAUACUCUCACUAUCGGCCUAUCACUGGAUGGUGGAAAUGUCCAGGCACCAGCUGGUGAUCAUAGUAGGGCGUCAGUCUCCUCCAAGUUCGAUUGGAUGACGGCAGAAGAAACAUCAUUACCAGUGUCGCCUGCUGGACACGAUGCUGAUGAUGAGGAAGAAGACGAUGAGGUCGAGAGCGAUGGAUACAUGGAGGACGAUGAAGGCAACGAGGACGAUGAAGGCGACGAGGACGAUGAAGGCGACGAGGACGAGGAAGACGGGGUGGAUGAUCAUUUAGGCCAGCUUGGGCUGCACCAGAGGACGCAUACCUCAUAUCCCACGCGAACAGCCAAAAAUGACCCCUAUGAGUUUGGUGUGUCAGUAGAAAGUUCUUCAACUUCGAAAGAGCGCAGUCUGCUCUACUACGCUGUGGAAAAAGAAGUGAGAUUGUGCGCAUAA